Messenger RNA from Chondrus crispus (carragheen), 1692 nucleotides. RefSeq lists its product as hypothetical. Gene Ontology annotation, cellular component: Golgi apparatus. Gene Ontology annotation, biological process: protein localization to organelle; intracellular protein transport; Golgi to plasma membrane protein transport. Gene Ontology annotation, molecular function: GTP binding. Lineage: Eukaryota; Rhodophyta; Florideophyceae; Gigartinales; Gigartinaceae. The record is from RefSeq and is a predicted model, not a curated record. The coding region runs from base 1 to 873 and encodes 290 amino acids. The transcript has 2 exons.
AUGGUUUUGGAACAAUAUCUGGGUCCAAUACGACCCCACGUCAUCCAUGCUGCAGUUGCACUUGGAAACAAGAUGCAAGCAUACGGAAUCGAACCCCCCGCCCACGCUAACCUGACAGAUGCGCUAGUCAUUACGGUGCUGGUCCUAACAAUUACAGUUUUGGGCAUUGCCCUCUCUACACUGCUCUCCCGUCGAGAUCCGCGCAAUGCCGUUCUCAUUGUCGGCAUUUCAGGAGACAGUGAUGCCCCAGCUGUCGGAAAGACAGCUCUUUUCAAGUCCCUGCGCUAUGGUACGCUACCAAAGCAUGGCACUGUCCCAUCGAUGACUGUGAACGACGCCACAUUCGUCCCUCACGGUUUAUCCAUUUCUGCUCCGCCAAUGCGUUGGAUCGAUUUCCCGGGCCACCCGCGCCUCCGUCACAAGAUGCAUGCCUAUCUUCAGAUGGCAAAGUGUAUUGUCUUUGUUGUCGACGGUCAGCGCUUCACGGCACAAGCGAGAAAGGAUACCGAACUGUUGUUUACCAUUUUGACUGAUCCCUUCAUUGCAGAGAAGGGGACGCCGCUGCUGAUCUUUUGUAACAAAUCUGACGUCGCAAAUCCGACCAAAACGGUUACCGUUCAAACCCGACUGGAGGCCGAGCUCGAACGAGCUCGGGCUUCCAGUGUCACUACCUUGCGAUCUGCUGGCGUUGCAGUCGACGGAAGCGGCAAUCAAGGAGCGUUGGCUGAUGAAGAGGAACGUGCUCAGCUUGGGUACGAGAACGAGCCGUUUUCGUUUGAUCACGCACCAGGACCUGUCACAUUCGCAUCUGGUUCGGCGGUUAACAACGACGUCGAAGCAAUCAUAAACUUUGCGAGGAGUAGCUUCUUGUGAGAUUUGUCCCAGUGAGUAGCAUGAAGGAGUACAAACGAAGUGCGUCAUGAAGUGUUGGCAGCUCCGUACGUCAGGUCGAGUAUGCUUCUCCAAAAAUGACAAAAUCGCAUUACGUCAAAGACGUCUGUACAGAAGCUGUGAGCGGAGAAAAACGCCCGGUACAGGUGGGUACGUGAUUGUGCCGUGGUCCAAGUACGGCGGCGGUUCAGAUUCCGUGCUGCCAAUACUUUUCAAGAUGGGCUGGCCACCCGGGAUGGAGGAUGAAUUAUGAAGCAAGAAUCCUAGGCACCGAAAUAGGCACUGCGCUGUUCCGGUCAAACAGCUUCACUUGCAAAUGCCACCAGUACACUAAAUCACAGUUUUGCAAAGACUAAAUACUUGAAAACAUGGUCUUCGGUCUGGAUAAUGGCAGAGGACUCCAGGGACCAUCACAAAUCGCUUUGUCUGCAGCACCUGUUUGCUUUCUAUUUACAUAUCCGCACAUGCAAACGCCUUGGCAAUCGUUCAAGCAUGAGUUGUACGGGACCGAGCAAAGUCUUGCUCAGGAAACAACCUAUACGAAAGGAGGGAAGACACUGAUAUAGCCGGUUCGUUUCACACGCUGAGGGGACAGUCUAACAGGUGUGUUAUAGUAGCAGUGCAGGAAGCGUCUUCGCUAGUACCAUCGAUAGUCUAGUGGCUCGUGGUGCGGUGUCGCUUUUCUGCUUACUGCUGUUACAUGCAGUUUUGAGUUGUUAUCGCAGCUAUAAAGAGUGAUAAGCAGGUCCUUGUCAGACGUGAGGCGUAGAUCUUCAGUUGAGGCAUGCGACUUCUUGUUUU